AUGGCCAGCCUUCAGUUCCACGGAAACGUCGAUGCGGACAUCAGAUACGAUGGGGCCUUGGAUCCGGCUCGGGACUCCGACCUGUUCCGGCUGCUCACGAGCCUGCAGCUGGCCAUGGGAAUGGUGCCGUCGCCUAGGCUGCCCAAGUGGUGGCCACACUGGCUGAGAUCCGGCGGGAGACUGUUGGCCAGGGCCUACUGCUCGAUGGUAAUAUUCACAUCGCUGCACCUGGGCGUGCUCUUCACCAAAACGACGCUGGACGUCCUUCCGACGGGGGAGCUGCAGGGCAUAACCGACGCCUUGACCAUGACAAUCAUUUAUUUCUUCACCGGCUACGGCACCAUCUACUGGUGCAUUCGGUCGAAGCGUCUGCUGGCGUACAUGGAGCACAUCAAUCGGGAGUACCGGCACCAUUCCCUUGCCGGCGUUACCUUCGUAAGUAGCCAUGCCGCCUUCCGGAAGUCCAGAACCUUCACAACCGUGUGGAUUAUGGCCUGCCUGCUGGGCGUCAUCUCCUGGGGCGUCUCGCCCCUGAUCCUGGGCAUUCGGACGCUACCGCUGCUCUGCUGGUAUCCCUUCGACGCCAUGGCCCCCGUAACCUACACGGCGGUGUAUGCCACCCAGCUCUUUGGCCAGAUUCUGGUGGGCGUCACUUUCGGCUUCGGGGGAUCGCUGUUCGUGACUCUAAGUCUGCUGCUCCUCGGCCAGUUCGAUGUGCUCUACUGCAGCCUGAAGAACCUGGAUGCCCAUGCCAGGCUACUCUCCGGGGACUCUGCGAAGGAUCUAAGUUUGCUCCAAAGGGAGCUAUUGCUGGAGGACUCUACCCGGGAGCUAAACCAAUAUGCCGUACUGACGGAGCACCCAACCGAUUUGCCGAAUCUUUGUGCGGGACGACUCAGUCCCAGUCAGGGUGAUGCAUUCCACGAUGCCUUGGUGGAGUGCGUGCGCCUCCACCGCUUCAUACUCCACUGCUCCAUGGAGCUGGAGGACUUGUUCAGCCCGUACUGUCUGGUCAAGUCCCUGCAGAUCACCUUCCAGCUGUGCCUGCUGGUCUUCGUAGGCGUGUCCGGGACGCGCGAGGUGCUGCGUAUCGUAAACCAGUUGCAAUAUCUGGGACUGACCCUCUUCGAGCUCCUGAUGUUCACCUACUGCGGUGAGCUGCUGAGCCGGCACAGCGUCCGGUCCGGGGACGCCUUCUGGAGGGGCAGUUGGUGGAAGCACGCCCACCACAUCCGCCAGGACAUCCUCAUCUUUCUCGUCAAUAGUCGUCGCGCUGUUUAUGUGACUGCGGGAAAGUUUUAUGUGAUGGACGUGAAUCGUCUGAGAUCGGUGAUUACACAAGCCUUCAGCUUUCUGACUUUGCUGCAAAAACUGGCGGCCAAGAAGACCGACACGGAUCUUUAA
Molecule: messenger RNA, 1404 nt
Organism: Drosophila serrata
Lineage: Eukaryota; Metazoa; Arthropoda; Insecta; Diptera; Drosophilidae
Gene: Or85e
Product: Odorant receptor 85e
Biological process (GO): sensory perception of smell; detection of chemical stimulus involved in sensory perception of smell
Cellular component (GO): plasma membrane
Molecular function (GO): olfactory receptor activity; odorant binding
Source: RefSeq, a predicted model, not a curated record